This is a messenger RNA of Electrophorus electricus (electric eel), 2863 nucleotides long. It is a transcript of the gene exosc10, whose product is annotated as exosome component 10. The record is from RefSeq and is a predicted model, not a curated record. Lineage: Eukaryota; Metazoa; Chordata; Actinopteri; Gymnotiformes; Gymnotidae. Gene Ontology annotation, molecular function: single-stranded RNA binding; 3'-5'-RNA exonuclease activity; nucleotide binding. Gene Ontology annotation, cellular component: nucleolus; nuclear exosome (RNase complex). Gene Ontology annotation, biological process: nuclear polyadenylation-dependent snRNA catabolic process; TRAMP-dependent tRNA surveillance pathway; poly(A)-dependent snoRNA 3'-end processing.
UACAACUGUCAACAUGGCUGCCUCUACGAGUGAUGGUGGCAGCGUUAAACAAAGUAAUAAUUCCACAAGCGAAGAUACAGAGCCUAGUACAGAAGAGUUUUGUCCAGGAUUUAAAGACGUUGACGCAUUUGUUAAGCAUGGAUUGGGUGCUGUUGUCGCUGCUACGAAGGCGUCGGCGUGUCUGCCACAAGCCGGGGAUGAAUUCGAUUUUUACCGGAGCUUCCCUGGCUUCCAAGAUUUCUGUGCCAUACAAGGAGACCGACUGCUGCAAACGAUGAGUCAGCUGAUGCAACACUAUGGCUGCAGCUCUCUCAUGAAGGACCGGAACAAGCUGACCGGACUGGAGGAUCGUUUUGACCUGGUGGUGGAGUCCAAUGACGUCGUCUUGGAGAAAGUGGGGAUUAUGCUGGACGAGGCUUCUGGAAUGAACCGCUCUCAGCCCGUGAUGCCUACUGGAUAUCAGCCUCCCAAAAUCGUUGUGUCUAGCUGGAAUCGCAAGGGAGGAGGUCGUGGGGCCCAGACCUUCUGCCUGCUCCAGGCGAAGAACAUCCAGCGACCCCAGCUGAAGUUCAAGGAGAAGGUGGACAACAGCAACACCCCCUUUGUGUCGAAAAUAUUCAUCAAGCCCAAUGCUACAAAACCACUGCCCUCGUAUUUCACGAACAAACACCUGCAGAAGGAGAGACCUGAGGAUUUAGAUGUACCGGCGGCACUGGCUGACUUCAUCCACCAGCUAAGAACACAAGAGCACAUGGAUGACAUGUUCUCUCAUCCUUAUCAGUACGAACUGGACCAUCUGGUCAUGCCACAGCACCUGGGCCAUAAACCUGAACCCCAGAUGUAUAAACCCCUCGCAGAGACAAGUUGCAAAUUCAUCGACACUUUAGAGGACCUGGUUGCUUUAAAUGAGAAGCUAGCUAAGACCACCGAGUUUGCUGUGGACCUUGAGCACCACUCCUACAGGAGCUUCCUGGGAAUCACCUGCCUGAUGCAAAUCUCCACUCGUGAAGAGGAUUUCAUCAUCGACGCCCUGGAGCUCCGCAGUGAGAUGAACGUUCUGAACGAGAGCUUCACUGAUCCCACGAUCAUCAAGGUUUUCCACGGCGCUGACUUGGAUAUCGAGUGGCUCCAGAAGGACUUUGGGGUUUACGUUGUGAACAUGUUCGACACACACCAGGCUGCCCGCUCCCUGAACCUCGGCAGGAACUCGCUAGACCAUCUUCUCAAGGUCUUCUGUGAUGUGGACUCCAAUAAGCGUUACCAGCUUGCUGACUGGAGAAUCCGUCCCCUGCCAGGGGAGAUGCUGCAAUAUGCGCAGGCUGACACUCACUACUUGCUCUAUGUAUACGAUCGACUAAGAGCAGACCUGUUUGAUGCGGCUAAUGGACAACCUAGCUUGGUACAGGUCGUUUGGUCCAAGAGCAAAGACCUCUGUCUCAAGAAAUACGUGAAGCCCAUCUUUACCGAGGACUCGUAUAUGGAGCUCUACCGGAAGCAGAAGAAAAGCUUUAACAGCCAACAGCUCAUGGCCUUCCGACUGCUCUACAGCUGGCGUGACAAAAUGGCGAGAGAGGAGGACGAGAGCACUGGCUAUGUCUUGCCAAACCACAUGAUGAUGAAGAUCGCUGAGGAGUUGCCCAAGGAGCCCCAGGGCAUCGUGGCAUGCUGCAACCCCACCCCGCCGCUGGUGCGGCAGCAGCUCAACGAGCUCCACCAGCUCAUCAAACAAGCAAGGGAGAUCCCGCUACUCAAGGCUGAGGUGCACACAGAAAAAAGGAAGUCUUUCACCCAGAAAAGAAAGUCCGAGUCGACUUUGUUUGGCCCCCAUGAUACCUCUCAUGUGUCUGAGAGCGGAUUUAUUGAGCUCUCUUCCCAUGAAACCCCAACCAAAGAUGGAGUCCUGUUCUCUGAGGAGGAGGACACACAUCUCAGUGGUGACAUGAAGUCUCUGAGUGGUCUUAUAGCUUCUGCAAAAAUCACUCUCUUUGCGGAGGGCGAGGAUGCAGACAACUCUGGUCACCUCACAGUGGCCCAGCAGAAGGCACGCAACAUCACAGACUCUUUUGAGAACCCUUUCCGAAUGUAUUUACCCUCAAAGGAUAUUCAUAUUUCCAAAAAUGCGAAAUACGACCCUUCGUCAAAGAUUUAUGAGAUCAGUAAUCAAUGGAAGCUGCAGAGCCUUGAACAGCAGCAGAAGGAGGCACAGGCCAAACGACAGGCCCACGAGCAGGCAAAAAAAGCUAGAGAGAAGCGUAAAAAAGCCAAACAGAGUUAUCAAGAGUCUCUACAGAGCGUCAGUACAGUUAGGCAGCAAGUCAUGGAAGCAAAACAAGGGCAGAAGAGGGAGAGGAUUGCAAGUGAAGCGAGAGAAGUCACUCCAAAACCAAACAAGGUCAUGAAAAGGGAGGAGACGCCCAUCGCGUCCAACAAGCAGUCUGAAGAUUCUAAUCCAUCAACGGCCUUCACACCCUACGACUACAGCCAAUCAAAUUUCAAAGUUUUCACUGGAGGAAAAUCGAAAGACUCCGCCCAGUUCGAUCCAAACAGGCAGACUCAUGAGCGCAGUCGAAAGAAAAACCCAAAAGGACAGAAGCAAAAUGCUGCUGGAGGCAGGAGCAUGUCCUACAUGCGUGCAAAAUCAGACAGAGGAUUUCGUCAUAACUGGCCCAAGAGAUAGAAAUCUUGCUGGAUAUUUGCCUCCUUUUUUAAAGGAUUAUAAAAAUUUCCUUCUUCAAGCUUUUUUUUUUUUUUAAUAAUGUGGACUAUUUUUAUCAAACAUUUACAUAUAUUGAAUUUGGAAAAGGCUACAUAGUGUUGCAUUCAAAUUUCUGAAAACCAAUAAAAUGUUUGAAUUUUCUGUGCA